AUGCCCGAGGACUACGACGACGCAAAGAAGGGCGGCAAGGACGACGCUAAGAAGGACAAAGGCAAGGACGACAAGAAGGACAAAGGCAAGGAUGACAAGAAGGUCAAAGGCAAGGAUGACAAGAAGGACAAAGGCAAGGACGACAAGAAGGACAAGGGCAAGGACGACAAGUGCCCCAAGAGCGGCAAAGCUUCGGGCAAGGGUUCGGGUAAGGGUUCCGCUAAGGGAACCCCGACCAAGGCACUUGCCUCGGCGCGCCCGCCCAAGGAAGAAAAGUCCGAAAAAUCCGAAAAAUCUGAAAAAUCCGAGAAGUCCAAGAAAAGCGAGGCCUCCGAAAAGAGCGAUGUCUCCGUGGCUUCCGCCGAGUCCAAAAAGAGCAUCGAGAAGCGCUCCAAGGACAAGUCGACAAGCCCCUACAUGGCUCCAGGGCCGUCGGAGACGAUGCGCAGGGCCAUGGCCGACACGGGUCCCGUGUACGCCGAGCGAUACUUCAACGACGAGUACGAGGACGACGACGAGGCGCGUAACUACGUCGAGGUGCAGGUGUACGAGCGUCGCCCUCCCGCUAUGAACGUUGUAGAAAGAACCCCACGCAGGGGAGUGACACACCAGCGGGGACACACGUACUACACGAAUGCGCCGCCGACCCGCCAGCAGUCGCGCCGGCAGAACGACGGAAGGGCUGCGCCGAUGCAGCAGCGAAUCGAGCGACGAAUAAGCUCGACGAGUCAGCGUGAGCUCAUCUUCGACGGCCAAAGCUUGUCCGAGAGCCAAGAGGCCUCUUACUGCGAGUACGAGGAGCGCGGCCCUCCUCAAGUAAUGCCAGGGCUUCGUGCCAGUCGCGAUCGUUACUCGGGCGAACAGAUGGAUGGUUACGCGUGUCCCCAACAGUAUCGCCGCUCGAACCACCACCUAGAUCGCCGCCAAUCAGGUGAGCGCAUGGACUCCUGCUCACGUAGGGUUUCGCCACAAGGUUCGCAACAACUCGUCAUAACGCCAAUCGCCGUGGUGGUCGACCUGACGAACUUGGAGAACCCCGGCGACGACGGUCCGUUGCGCGCUUUCGCUUGCGCUCAAGUGAGCUCGAGAGAACGUAUGUGA
This is a messenger RNA of Dermacentor albipictus, 1101 nucleotides long. NCBI's taxonomy places the organism in Eukaryota, Metazoa, Arthropoda, Arachnida, Ixodida, Ixodidae. The record is from RefSeq and is a predicted model, not a curated record.